Messenger RNA from Trichogramma pretiosum, 1647 nucleotides. Its product is annotated as tankyrase-like. Gene Ontology annotation, molecular function: protein binding. The record is from RefSeq and is a predicted model, not a curated record. The transcript has a single exon. Bases 1 to 1647 code for a protein of 548 amino acids. NCBI's taxonomy places the organism in Eukaryota, Metazoa, Arthropoda, Insecta, Hymenoptera, Trichogrammatidae.
AUGGCCGACGACAACCAAAAUUGUUCAAGCAAAUUGAAAAAUAUGCACGAGGAGGUGGCGUAUCAGAAGAUCGAAGAAAAGAGUCACGAAUUUCUUCGUAAGCUGUAUCCGUUCAUCAGAGAUUAUCAAGGCCAACUUCCAAAUCUCAAAGACAUUUUUCAGCCCGGUGCAAUCGAUUGGCUUCUCGCAGAGUCUGUAAAGUCUGCUGACAGCGAAAUUGAACCAAAACCUCUGGUCGACUUUCUGAUAAGAACUGGCUACAAAGACGAGCCCAAAGUCGACAAAGAUGGAAAGCCUUUGCUGCAUCGCACCACAGCACUGACUCUUGCGGCUAGACACUGGCUGGUCCCUUACUGGAGUAUCGUGAUACCUGGCCUUUUUAAAAUAUACGACAGGUUCGACGUGAACUACACCGACGAAGCUGGAUACACGCAUUUUCACACGGCCUGCAAAUAUGGUUAUGAAGGCGUAGUUGAGAAAUUCCUCGAGCUCGGUCAGGAUCCCAAUUGCAUCGUAACAGAAACAGGUGAUUCGCCGCUGCACUUGGCUCUGACCUGGGGUAGCAACAAUUUGAUCGAAUGCCUGCUGAGAAAUGGCGCCAAUCCGAACUUGGCCAAUGCGAAAGGAACGACCCUUAUGCACAUCAUUUGUGCGGAAGGCGGAGACGACGCGGCGGUAAAGAAGAUAGUCGAGAUCAGCAACGAAUUAAAUCAGCCGUUUCAGGUCGACGCCCAGGACAAGCUAGGUAACACACCGUUACACUUGACUGUGUUCUGGUGUGACAAAAAUUCCAUCAAGUUUCUGCUGAGAAAUUGCGCCGAUCCAAACUUGGCCAAUGAGGAAGGAUCGACUUUUCUGCACGUUGUUAGCCAGAGUCGUCACGAUGACUACGACGUGUUAAACGUAUUCUUCGAGAUCACCGACGACGUGCGGCAGUCGGUGCAGAUCGAUGCUCGUGACAAGUUGGGCCGGACACCGUUGCAAUUAGCCGUGGCAAAUCUCAAUCCGAAUGUGAUCGAUAUACUCUUGGAUCGUGGCGCUGAUCUGUCCAGCUUCGUUUUUCCCACCGCGAGUUACUUUGGUACGAGUUUUGACCAGAUAGACGAUGUAGAUAACUGUUAUGAUAAUUUAAAAUUAAGAUUAACUUAUGGUGCUGUAAGCGUCGUCGAGCGAAUUAAAAAUAGAGGAUACGAUUUUGAUCGAAGCGAUGUCCGAACAAUCGUGAAAUUUUUUUCCAAGUAUGAAUUGUUCGAGAAGUCAGUGGAUCUUGGAAAAUGUUGGCGCGACGCGGAGGAUUUUGCGAUACAAGCGAAAAAAAUUAUGAUAAGAGAUAAAGAUCCGACUCUAUCGCUCUACGACGUGGUUCGAUUACGACCCGAACAGGCAGAAAAAUUACUUACGUUCACGGACCACUGCAAGUUUUGGCUUUUGAUAAAUUGGUGGGAUUUUCCCAAAUGGUUUAGAGAGGCUUGUACCGGGCCCUUGUGCGAGAUCAUGUUGAGAAGACUUUCUCGGCGCUGGGCCCUGGAUCCUAUCUUGGAGUUGACACACUACCGGCUGCCAAUUCUUUGCUGUGAAACGAUUAUCAAAAAUCUGAUGAAUGAAGAUUUAUGGAAUAUUUGCUUGGCGGCGACGAGCCAAAACUAA